Messenger RNA from Acyrthosiphon pisum (pea aphid), 1564 nucleotides. RefSeq lists its product as uncharacterized. Gene Ontology annotation, molecular function: chromatin binding; histone binding. The record is from RefSeq and is a predicted model, not a curated record. The transcript is spliced from 7 exons. NCBI's taxonomy places the organism in Eukaryota, Metazoa, Arthropoda, Insecta, Hemiptera, Aphididae. Gene Ontology annotation, cellular component: nucleus. The coding region runs from base 378 to 1475 and encodes 365 amino acids. Gene Ontology annotation, biological process: negative regulation of DNA-templated transcription.
UUCUUUAUUUUUCUUAUGUCGGUAGCGCGCUUCGGCUCAUAUCGAUAGAAGACUAGUGGUUAGGUCAUUAUAAAUUAUUACAUUGUCCGUGGUCGUAAAUAUCGUGUUCAUUUGAGUUAUCUUAUUAUUCUUUGUUCCGAUCGAACCAAUCGUCAUUUCGUGUUUCAAACGCAAUUCGAGUUUAUUAUUUUCGUUUUAUUAUAAUGGAUUACAAUUAUUGCUGAUUGCAAUAUACCGUUAAUGUAAUAGAACAUCUAUCAAUACCUAUUUGUCAAUCAAAAACGUUUCUCAACGUCGUUAUUUCUCACGACAACAAGACGAUUUCAUUGGCCCUAUAACGUGUAUAGAAAGUAAGUCGAUCAUUUCUUUCAAUAACAAUGCCCAAGAAGAAGAAAACUAAGUAUGAAGAACCUGUACCCAAGAGACCUCACAGAAACAUGAAAGCAAAAAUAGUAUUUGAUCCAUCUGAUACUCAUAUACCAAAGAAGAGAAGUAAAUAUUCUUAUACAAACAAAAAACCCACAGAAGCAACUACUAUAAAAAAAACAACAAAUGAUGAAAAAAAACAACAAGAUACAACAAAGUCUAAAAGUCUCUCGGUAAAUCCAUUAACUGAAGUAACAGAGUUAUUGGAUAGUAUGUCAACUGAAAUCAAUACUAUAUCUCAAAUACAUUCACCAAAAAAGUCUCAAGGAAAACGUGUUACUCCUAAAGUAACUCUGGAUAAAUCAAAAAAUUGUUUUAUUUGUUCAACAAUUUUAGGAAAGACAGAAUUAAUUGAUUGUCCAAUUUGUUUUAUCAAAGCUCAUAAACACUGUUUAAUAGUCAGUGAGCCUAUGUGGAAAUUUAAACUAGAUUUGGGUCCUUGGUUCUGUAAGGAAUGCAGAAAACAAAAUUGUCACAAAUGUCUUAAAGAUGAAUCCCAGUCGGAAAUACUGCGUCGCUGCAUAACUUGUGAAGUUGGUUUACAUAAAAGUUGUUAUGAGUCAUAUGAAAUUAAACCAUUACAUAAAUUGGAAACUGAUAUGUAUGUAUGUAUUCCUUGCAUGAAUUUGGCUACUCAAAUAAACCCAGAAGAAGAAGACGUAGUAGAACCAGAACAAUUUGAUAUUAAUGAUGAUGUCAAGUCACGCACUUCAAGUAUUAUGUCUAUAUCAUCUGACAAAGAUGACACAGAUUCAGAAACUAAUAUAUCUGAUAGUUCAUCAGAAUAUAGUAAAAAUGAUGAAUCUCUAAUCCCAAAUAUAUCAAAAUGGACUAAACUCGAAGUGAUUAAAUAUUUAUUAGAGAAAUUACCCAAAGAAAUUGUUCAUCAAAUAAAUAAAUAUGAUUUAGAUGGCCAAGCUCUACUUUUACUUCAACGGACCGAUAUUGUAUCAAACAUGGGUAUGAAACUUGGGCAUGCCUUGGCAUUUUACAAACACGUACGAAUUUUACAAUCGCAAAGUACACACUAUCGCGUAUAUUGGGAAUAAUUAUUAUUACAUCUAACAUUACUUAUUAUCGGAUGAUAUAAAGUUGUAAUUUUUUUUUUCUACAAAAUAUACUUAUAGUUAGUUUGAAA